UCGAUGAAGAACAUCGUCCUCGUGAGCAGGAGGUGGAACCACAGUCCCCCAACAUACACAAGGAAGAAGAGGUACCACAUUCCCAACAUAUCAAAGAGGGAGGAGAGGAGCCACAACCCCGCCCCCCCCCCCCCCACACACAUUAAAGAGGAAGACGAGACGCCACAGACCCAUAAUGUUAAACUGACCCUUCACAUUAAGAACGGCAAGCGGAGGACCCACUGAUCUUACACAUCAAAAAUGCAGAGGAGGACCCACUGAACCCUCACUUUAAAGAGGAAGAGGAGGACCAAGAGCCGCCGCACAUUAAAGAGGAAGAGGAGGAAAAGGGCAUCAGUCAGCCUAAAUGGUUGGAGGAGUUCCCAGUGACUGGUGUCCCUGUGAAGAGUGAAGAUGAUGAGGUGAAAGGUGAAAGUGAGGAGAGGGGAGGGGGGGAGCCUCCAAGCAGCAGCUCAACACAACACAUGACAACAGAAGCUGAUGGAGACCACUGUGGAGGAUCACAAGCAGACAAGCUCUUAGCUCCACUAUCAGAUAGUGAGGACACAACGUCACACUCUCCUGACACUGAUGAUGAAGACUCUAAAGAUGAUAAGACAUGUCACACUGACAACACUCACUUCGCAUCUUCUCUCUGUCACAAAACUUUUAAAUACCAAAGUCGUCUGAAAAGACACAUGAGAAAACACACUGGAGAAAAACCUUUCAUUUGUUCAAUCUGUGGUAAAGGCUUUACACAAAGUUGGAGUUUGAAAAAGCACAUGGGAAUGCACCGUGGUGAAAAACCUUAUAUCUGUUCAUUCUGUGGUAAAGGUUUUACACAAAGUCAACAUUUGAAAAUACACAAGAGAACACACACUGGUGAAAAAUCACAUUUCUGUUCAAUAUGUAAAAAAUAUUUUGUACAACGUCGAGAUUUGAAAGUACACAUGAGAACACACACUGGUGAAAAACCUUUUUCCUGUGUGGUCUGUGGUAAAGGUUUUACACAAAGUCAUAAUUUGAAUGUACACAAGAGAACACACACUGGUGAAAAACCUUUUUCUUGUUCAAUCUGUGGUAAAGGUUUUACAGACAGUCCAACUUUGAAAAGACACAAGAGAACACACACUGGUGAAAAACCUUUUUCCUGUUCAAUCUGUAACAGAAGCUUUGGUGAACAAUCAAAGCUUGUAGCACACAUGAGAAGACACCCAGGAGAGAAAGUGUUGAGUUGCAGUGUGUGUGGUGAAAGAUUGUCUUCUAAGUACCAGUGUAAGAAACACAAGUGUGCUGGUGAGAACAGCAGCAGCAAAUGAAACUGCAGGAUUUGAAAUAAACUGUCCAGACUUUCAUUUUGACUUUCUAACAACAUCAGCACAUAUAACAUGUGUGACAUUGUUGUUUGUCUAACAAUCUGUUUAAUGUGCUUCUACAUUUAUAGAUUAAGAUAGUUUGAAAUAUGAAAGUAUUACAUAUUUGUAUUUCUAAUUGUUAAUAAUCCCAUAGAUUAUCACCUUUAUAUGAUAUACAUAUGUACUGGUUCACAUCUGAAACAUCUUCUGGACCACUUCAGGAAGCAUAUUAUUAUUUACUUCAUACAUCAUUUGAACAGUUGUCUUUUAUACAAUUUUAAAAUGUGUGACUUUAUGAAUCAUUUGCUGGGUCUCUUUAAUCUAUUUUAUUCAUUAUCGUUAUUACUCUGUAUUAUUAUGAUUGUGUUGUGAUUGUUUUACAUGUAUGUCCCCAGACCUUUAUGCAAUAUAAACGUGAGAGAAAAUGGCAGAUUAUUUUUGUGAAGGGAUUUUUUUUUUUACAAACUUACAUUUGUGGAAAUAUCAAAUAAAUCCAGUAUUGUGUUUGAAACAUUUUUUUAUGUUUUUUUUUUUUCUUUUUUAACAUCCCCACAACAACAUCAAUAUCAUUCAAAGUUUGGAGUGUCAGACAAAAGCCAAUAUUGUACAUCAUCCCACAGAGAUUUACUUUGCAUACAUUCUUAAAAUAAACAGUUUAUUGUGUUUCCCAAUCACAGAUCGAACAAGUGUUGUCUUCAAUUGCAAAACAACAUACAAAAUAUUACUUUAAGUGGUCAAUUCUGUCUUUUUUUCUUACAUUAACUCUUUUGCCUUAGA
Messenger RNA from Nerophis ophidion (straightnose pipefish), 2111 nucleotides. RefSeq names its product zinc finger protein 239-like. Bases 465 to 1298 code for a protein of 277 amino acids. The record is from RefSeq and is a predicted model, not a curated record. Gene Ontology annotation, biological process: central nervous system development; regulation of transcription by RNA polymerase II. Gene Ontology annotation, cellular component: nucleus. NCBI's taxonomy places the organism in Eukaryota, Metazoa, Chordata, Actinopteri, Syngnathiformes, Syngnathidae. Gene Ontology annotation, molecular function: RNA polymerase II cis-regulatory region sequence-specific DNA binding; DNA-binding transcription factor activity, RNA polymerase II-specific. The transcript has a single exon.